This is a messenger RNA of Leishmania braziliensis MHOM/BR/75/M2904, 357 nucleotides long. RefSeq lists its product as hypothetical. The transcript has a single exon. The coding region runs from base 1 to 357 and encodes 118 amino acids. The record is from RefSeq and is a predicted model, not a curated record. Lineage: Eukaryota; Euglenozoa; Kinetoplastea; Trypanosomatida; Trypanosomatidae.
AUGAGGGGUUGUGUAUUUUGUGCACCUGCCGCGCGACAGAGAUGUGGAAAUUCGACAGUCCGUCUUCGGCAGCACAUGUCGUCGGCGCACCGCCGACUUGGGCGGAAGCUUCACCCUCUCCUCCAUCCGGUUGCUCUUACAGGGCGUGCUGUGUGCCUUUGCUCGUCAUGUCGACCGACUGAAGGAGAAGCUUCAGUCAGAGGCACAGCGGGCGCAGUCGGACUACGUGCGCCACAUCAAGCGUAUCGUGAGCUACUGCGAGCCAACCGUGAUGAGCCAGCUGGAUACCGCGCUGCCGAAGUUCACUGGCGAGGGGGAGAGCGUUUCCAUGACGCUGAUUGCCAUGUACGGCCCUGA